AUGGCACUUAAAUCCUUGUUACCUCCAAACAGUAACAACCGUAACAUAAAAACCUUAACUCCCAUGGUUGCUCAAGAACGUAUUGAGGAAUUAGGUCAAAGUGUUGGGUAUCAAAUAAGACUUGAAAAGAAGUUACCAAGAGAUACCGCCUCAAUAUGUUUCUGUACAACUGGUGUAGUAUUAAAAAAAAUGGAAGAUGAUCCUUCUUUAUCUAGAGUUUCACAUCUUAUUAUCGAUGAAAUUCACGAACGUGCAAUCCCAUCUGAUUUUUUAAUUACACUCUUGAAAGAAGUACUAAAGAAGCGGACUAAUUUAAAAGUGAUUCUUAUGAGCGCCACUUUAAAUGCUGAAGAGUUUUCCAAGUAUUUUGACAAUUGUCCCCAUAUAUGUAUUCCCGGUUUUACUUUUCCAGUCGAGCAAUACUUCUUAGAAGAUGUACUACAAGUAACUAAAUUCAAAUUUUUUUCAGACAGGUCAAAAAAAUAUUUCAAAUAUGUAAGACAACAGAGUGAAGAAGAACUUGAAUUUGAUAAGUAUAUUUUGCCUCAAAUAAAAAUGAAGGCUUUCGAAAAACAAUAUGAUAAAGAAGUGUAUGAACAAUUAUGUAACUCUGAAAGCGAAAAGUUAAAUUUGAAUCUUGUAUUAGCGUUACUUGUCAAAAUUUGUCAAAAAGAUGGAAUGGCAAUUUUAAUAUUCGUACCAGGCCUGACAGAUAUUUCUGACCUUAACAAGUCUAUUAAAAACUCAAACCUUUUUGACCCAAAUAAAUAUCUGAUAAUUCCUUUACAUUCGAAGAUGCCGACAGUAGAUCAGAAACAAAUUUUUAAUCCUGCACCACACGGAAAAAGAAAGAUUAUUAUUUCUACCAACAUUGCAGAAACUUCAAUUACAAUAGAUGAUGUUACACAUGUUAUAGAUUGUGGCAAAAUUAAAAUGUCUGAUUUUGAUGUAACCACUAAUACGGAAACACUCAAAACAAGAUGGGUAAGUGUAGCAAAUGCAGAUCAAAGAAAGGGUCGUGCCGGUAGAGUACAAGCAGGUAUAUGCUAUCAUCUUUUUAGUACAUAUAGGAAAAAGCGUUUGGAUUUAUACCAGAAACCUGAAAUUCUUCGUACAAGAUUAGACGGUACUAUUUUACAAGCAAAAAUAUUACAACUUGGUAAAGUUAAUCAAUUCUUUCCUAAAUUAAUGAAUCCUCCAAGUGCUGAAUCCUUAUCGUUAGCAUUGGAUCUACUUAAAAGAUUAAAUGCUUUAGACGAAAGUGAAAAUUUAACGCCGCUGGGUUACCAUCUAGCAAAAUUACCCAUGUCUCCGCAGAUAGGAAAAAUGGUAUUAUUUGGAGCUAUAUUUAGCUGUUUAGAUCCAAUUCUGUCAAUUGCUACUUCUUUGGAUUUUAAAGACGCUUUUCAGAUUCCAUUAGGAAAGGAAAAACAAGCAGAUGCUAAAAAAAGAGAACUGGGAAAAGGAUUUAUGAGUGAUCACAUCGUUUUGCACAUAGUAAUGGAAAAAUAUGAAAAAAUGAAUAAUCCAUCUUUUUGUUACGAUUAUUUCUUAAGUUCCUAUACCUUAAAGCUAUUAAAGAAACUGAAAGAACAAUUUAUGGGCUAUCUUCUUGAAUUAAAAUUUGUAUCAGAUUUGAAUCCAAAAAAUAUAAUCAAUAAUGUAAAUUCGGGAAAUAUCAGUUUAGUAAAAGCUGUGGUUUGUGCUGGUUUAUUUCCAAAUGUUGCUAUCGCCAAACAUGAUAGGAGAGGAAUAGUUAGGCAUCUACAUUCUCCAGACAGACAAACAAGAUACGAAUUUCAUUUGAAAUCAAUAUUAACUGUAAAUCAACCUUUCCCGUCACCUUUAGUAGUAUAUUAUACAAAAGUAAAAACUAGCAAAGAGUAUAUUCAUGACGCAACAAUGAUAUAUCCUUUACCCCUUAUUUUCUUUGGAGAUCAGUAUAAAGCAAUAAGGGAAUCUGAUAAUUUUUUCAUAACAGUUUCCAAUUAUUUAAGAUUUUCUAGCAACUUUUUCACAUAUCAGCUGAUAACAGAGCUAAGAAAUAGAAUGAAUUGGUUCUUAGAGUAUAAAAUUACUUCUCCGGGUGUUGUAGAUUGGACUAAUCCUAGCGACAAUCUUAAUAUUUUACAAGCUGUUGUCGAACUUAUAACUGCUGAAGAUAUAGGAGAAAUUGAUUCAUUUGAUGAUGAAGACACAUAUGAUCUAAUUUAG
This is a messenger RNA of Diabrotica balteata, 2214 nucleotides long. Lineage: Eukaryota; Metazoa; Arthropoda; Insecta; Coleoptera; Chrysomelidae. The record is from the annotation of a GenBank genome assembly.